GAUAUAUUUUUCUAUGUUGCGAUUUUUCAAACUCGAUCAAGAAGUCCGAGAAAACAAGCGCGUCGAAUUUGAAGAUAAUUUGACAAAACACGAUAAUUUUUCCUUCUCAAUGGAAACGGCAAAUGAAAUUUUCACUACCAAGCAAUACGGAAAUAAACAGAUACGUUACCCCGUUGACGAUUUGCCAAAAUAUGAAAUUCGAACGGACGCAAACCUUUUUUCUGCUUCUGCUCCUGGCCCAAGCCACUCCAGAAACUUCGAGAAUGGGGCCAACGAGCUGAUUUUUUUCGAGAACCAGAAUAAUGAGGCAUUCAGGAAGAGAAUGUUUUCCGCUACUUUAAAUGGAAAUGAAGAUUACAACGGUCAAUUCGCUGAGAUGAGCUCAAAUAGGUGCCAGUAUAUCUCGCCACCAAGAAAGAAGAGAAGGAGGAAGAACCAUUUGGAAGAUUUUGUCAUUAAUUUUUCAGAUGCAAAUAACCUAAGAGCUGAGACGCUUGAGAUUCCAGAAGAGGUCCUGGGUGAAAUUUACAUCAAGGCCUCAUUGUCCGAUAGCCUUCAGCAGGGAGCAGACGCAAGAGUCGAUGAGGUUAUGAAAGCGGCCAAAUCCUUGUUUUCCAAAAGGACGAGGACUCUUUACCAUUGGAUGCAUCCCAAUGCACCCAAACAGCAGAUCAAGGCUGCAGUUUCAGAAUCCUGGGACUCUUUGGGUACCCAGGAGAAGCAGUUUUACAUUUCGCAAGUUCUUGGGCGCUUUGGGUUCCCGGAAUGCAACCUGAUGAUAAAUCCUCAACUUGGUGGCAUCAAAGAAUUACCGGUAGUGCCAGACGUUACAGAAUUCAAUGAUAUAUCGGCGAACGAGCUUCGCAACGCGAUCUCUAGCAUUACCAUAGAUGGAAACAGCGUUUUCAUUACGGAACCCUCGUACGGAAGUUUAGGUAGGAAAAAACGCUUGGGCAGGCCAAUAGGUAGCAAGAACAAGAAGAGCGCGUGUGGGGAAAGUCUUAAGGGUCCCAUAAAUCAGGAUUUUCAAGACGAUCCAGAGCUGAGCGAAGAAUUACAGCAAUUCGCUAUGAAUUUAAGUAUACCGUGAUUUCGCGUUCAAAAACAUUGUUCCGGUUUUAUGUUGUUGCUUUUGAUUGUAUUUCCUCGUAAAUAUACCUGGUGAAGAUGGU
Molecule: messenger RNA, 1172 nt
Organism: Harmonia axyridis
Lineage: Eukaryota; Metazoa; Arthropoda; Insecta; Coleoptera; Coccinellidae
Exons: 5
Coding region: 14-1090 (358 amino acids)
Source: RefSeq, a predicted model, not a curated record